Molecule: messenger RNA, 2107 nt
Organism: Echinops telfairi (small Madagascar hedgehog)
Lineage: Eukaryota; Metazoa; Chordata; Mammalia; Afrosoricida; Tenrecidae
Gene: TGIF1
Product: TGFB induced factor homeobox 1
Exons: 3
Coding region: 852-1610 (252 amino acids)
Biological process (GO): regulation of transcription by RNA polymerase II
Molecular function (GO): RNA polymerase II cis-regulatory region sequence-specific DNA binding; DNA-binding transcription factor activity, RNA polymerase II-specific
Source: RefSeq, a predicted model, not a curated record
UUUUUCUUUUGAAAGUCGGUGAAAAUCUUUGUACUUUGAUUGGAAAACAAAGGCAUCACAGACGCGCCGGCAGAGCCCAGAGUCGGGGCGGGAGGGGGACUUGUGCGUGACUGUCCAUAGGAAAAGUGGAGAUUCGGAACGUGCCUUCCGAUCGCGAAGACAGAGCGCUCCUUGUGGACUGUCCUGUCCGGCUCCUGGGCCUGAAAAGGUUGAAUUCUUGCUUUAGAAGUUCUCUGCCCAGCAAGCACACCUUGGGCUUAGUGACGGUUAGGCUUCUUACCCCCCUCCCCGCUCCCGCGGAGAUUUUCCAUCUAGUGCAUGUGGUCUGAUUAAUUUUUCUUUCUAGUCACACUCUUAAACACUUCCUUAGGUUUACUCGUAAUUAGUUCUAGAUUCUUCUCUAGUUUUUCUUGUCUAGUCCAACUAAGAAAGGACAGAAGCCUGCUUCUGAAAGGUUGUGGGAGCCAUGGCACACGUCUGAAUAACAUUCCCUUGUAUGUGGAUCGAGUGAAAAGCGAGUCCUCCCUCCUCCCCCCACCCCUCCACAUUUUUAAACAUGUAAGCAAUAGACGAAGUUUGGAAACAAGUCGCAACUGGGAAACUUUUCAAAAGCUCUUACAAUAGGAAAUGACUAACGAGGAAAAUUUUUUUGUUUUUCUAAGUUGAGCCACCCUCGGUAGAGGGGGAGUUUUAAUGAAAACAGUCCUGACAGAAGCAAACGUGGUUCUGCUGAAGUGAAGGAUCAGCCGGCGUAGCCAAGAACUGGUCUGAACUUCCUGUUACUACAGCUUUGUGCACAUAGUGGAGGUGUUGUGGUGGUUUCCGGCAGUGAGACCGAGGAUGAUGACAGCAUGGACAUUCCCCUGGACCUCUCCUCUUCCGCCGGCUCAGGCAAGAGGAGGAGAAGAGGCAACUUGCCCAAGGAAUCUGUCCAGAUUCUCCGGGAUUGGCUGUACGAACACAGAUACAAUGCUUAUCCCUCAGAGCAAGAAAAAGCAUUACUGUCCCAACAAACACACCUAUCGACACUACAGGUCUGUAACUGGUUCAUCAACGCCCGGCGCAGGCUCCUCCCUGACAUGCUGAGAAAGGAUGGCAAAGACCCCAAUCAGUUCACAAUUUCUCGCCGUGGGGCCAAGAUUUCUGAAGCUAACUCGGUGGAGUCCGUAAUGGGCAUCAAAAACUACAUGCCAGCUUUGGAGGAGAGUGUGUUUCAUUCCUGUACAGCUGGACCAAGCCCCACCGUCGGGAGGCCACUUUCUCCUAAACCACCAUCCCCGGGAUCAAUUUUGGCGCGGCCAUCAGUGAUCUGCCAUACCACGGUGACUGCAUCGAAAGAUAUGUCUUUUUCGCUCUGCCAGUCAGUAGGUGUGGGACAAAACACAGAUCUACAGCAGAUGGCAGCCAGCACCUUUACAGACACCUCUCUCAUGUACCCAGAGGACAGCUGCCAAUCAGGACAAAGGACGAAUACACAAAGUGGUCUUUUCAACACUCCUCCCCCCACCCCACCCGACCUCAACCAGGAUUUCAGUGGCUUUCAGCUCCUAGUGGACGUUGCACUCAAACGGGCUGCAGAGAUGGAGCUUCAGGCAAAACUGAUGGCUUAACCUUUUCCAAGCAAAACACUUUCCACAAGUGUCAUGAUUGCCGGGAUGAUGGCAAGAGACGAACUGCAUUAUUUUAUAUAUAUUUUUUAUUAAUAUUUGCACAUGGGAUUGCUAAAAUGAAGCCUCCUGUUACUCAGAUGUCUUCAAUGGGAUACAGUCAUUCCAAGAACUAUAAACUCAAAACUACUGUGGAAACAAAGGGUUUUCUUUUUUCAUUGUUUCUUGGUAGAUUAUUCAUAAUGUGAGAUGGUUCCCAAGAUUAUGUGAUUUCCGCCCCCCCUUCUCUCCCUCUCCUUUGUAUGUGUGUGUUGGUGUCUUUUCAGAUUGUGCAAUACUUAGAGAGCGUAUCACAUCUUCUCAUUCCGAUGUGGAACAGGAUGCCCACAUACUGUCUAAUUAAUAAAUUUUCUAUUUUUCCCCCCAAACAAGUAUGAAUCUAGCUGAUUUGAUGAUGCCUCUUUUUUCAUGACAUAAUAAACUAUUUUCUUUAAAAAUUA